Molecule: messenger RNA, 936 nt
Organism: Durusdinium trenchii
Lineage: Eukaryota; Dinophyceae; Suessiales; Symbiodiniaceae
Source: the annotation of a GenBank genome assembly
CUUGCCCCUACCAUGUCGACAAGCAGAAUGGAUUAAAUCAUGUUGCGCUGCCAUGUUUGAUCUUGAGGAAGGCCAAGAACGCACCUUACGAUUCCUUUGUGAGGCGUCUACGCAAUAUGCGAUCCUUGCUCCUGCUGUUUCCAGAUCAUUGGGGCGACGCUUGCGUACCCUAGCAAGAAGUGCCAAGGUGACCUUGCAUCCCAGCACUGAGCAGCUCUUUUGUCCCAAAUGCUCCCAGGUCUAUGUCCCUGGUUGCAACUGUCAUGUCUCGACCCGGCUGAAAAGAAGGAAACGUCGGAGAAAAAAGGCUCAGGCGCCCUGGGCGCCCAACGCACAAACCAUCGCAGGUGCUCCGACAAAGCGCCAAAGCCAGACUGACAAGACCGAACGGCCGAAGAGGUUUGUGCAGUAUUCCUGCGGCGUUUGCAGCCAUCGUCGCCGUACUGCUUUGCCCAGGCGGCCCAAACGAGCAUGGCAGAAAAGCACGGCCUCAGGGGCAGAAGCAGCUCCUAGCAGUUUGGGCACAGUGGCGCAAAAGAAGCAAGCAGCUGCCUCCGAGGAGGCUCGCAAUGCUGCUCGUGUGGCCAAGCGCCUCAAAGCGAAGGCGAAAGCCACAGCGAAGGCGAAGGCGGAGGCACGGCCGGGCCCCGAAGGGGCCAAGGACCCCAAGGCGCUUGCUCAGCCCCAGCCCCAGGUGGCUGCCCUAGCUUCAGAGUUGGACAAGGCGACGCAGCCAGAGGCUUCAAGACGCAAGCGACCUAGGGAGGAUCAGCUAACUCGAGUGAUGAAGCAAUUGGAGCGCGCAGGGAGUUCCACUGGCUUUGACUUCUGACGCCCUGCCAUCAAGAAAUGGUUGCGCUUGUGCUGCAUGCCCGUUAGGAAUGGACAAACAAGUGACCGUCCCAUUCAUACGGAUGCCGAUGGCUACAUGCCUGC